UUCACACUGGAUCCAAACACAGUAAAUAAAAACCUCCGUCUGUCUGAGGAGAACAAAGUGGUGACCUGCAGUAGAACAUCACAGUCGUAUCCUGAUCAUCCAGAUAGAUUUGAUAAUCACUCUCAGGUUGUGUGUAGAGAGAGUGUGAGUGGACGCUGUUACUGGGAGGUUGAGUUGAGUGGGGAUUAUGGGGUUUAUAUAGCAGUGUCAUAUAAAAGCAUCAGCAGGAAGGGAGAUGGUGAUGAGUGUUGGUUUGGACGUAAUGAUCAGUCCUGGAGUUUAGACUGUUCUUCAUCCAGAUUUUCAUUCAGGCACAAUAACAAAGGGACUGAAAUUCCCAUAAUGCCGAGUUCCUCUAGAAUAGGAGUGUAUGUGGAUUAUGAAGCAGGAACUCUGACCUUCUACAGCGUCUCUGAUACAAUGAAGCUCCUCCACAGAGUUCAGACCACGUUCACUCAGCUCCUCUACCCGGGGUUUUUUCUUUAUUCAGGAUCAGUGAAACUGUCAGAUUGAACAAAUUAAAUGUAACAUUUACAUGAAAGUGUAACAUUAAACUGUUUGAGUGAUUUUAGAAUCUGUGAGGCAGUGAUACAUUUAUGAAGAUUUUCUUUUUCAAUUUAUUAAUCACUAUUUAUUCAGUGCUGUGAAAAAGUAUUUACCCCCUUUCCUGAUUUCUUCUUUUCUUGAAUAUUUAUCAUCUAAAUGGAUUCAAAUAUUAAAACUAAAUUAAAUAAAAGACAAGCUGAAUAUUUAAAAACAUAAAAGAGAAAAUGUGUGUACAUUACAAAAUGGUAAAUGUGAUCAUUUUCACCUCAAACUUCUUUCUUCUCAAGUCUAUUACACUCCCCAAAUCAGAAAAAGUUGAGACAGUAUGAAAAAUGCAAAUAAAAUAAUGCAAAUACUAUUAAAAAGAAUAAAAAAUACAUUAAUAAUAAUAAUAAUAAAGUCACAAAUCUGUACCUAUUGAACAAGAUGUAAUGUAUUUCUAGCACCACUAGAUGAGGAUGAUGAUCUCCACAUGAUUAUAAACUCCACUUUAAAAGUCAGUUAAACAGUAAAGAUUGUAAUUUGGCUUUUUUAAGUUUAGCUAAUAAUAAAUUCAGAACAAGGAGACCUUUGAUUUUCAAAGGCAGUUAAACAAAGUUACUUGCUGAUAUCGGUGGUAAUAUUUUGUAAUAUUUAUUUGUUCUUUCCUAUGUACCAGAAAAGUCGUCUUUGCUGCCUGCAACACCUUACAAAUCACAUUUUUUCUUGCUGAUGUGAUGUUGUAUUGAAACCAAAAUAAAUUAAUAAAUAAAUAAAUUACAGCUUGUUGCUUGGGUACAGAUUUGUGACAUUCUUAUUAUUAUUGCUAUUAUUAUUAUUAUUAUUUUAUUUUUUUAAUUAUUAAAUGUUCCUGUUGGGUUUGUUGUUAUUUUUUUGAAAACUGUUCAUGUUUUGAAGUGUAAAACCAUAAACAGCACCAUCUAUAAAUAAAUGAAUCUUGUGCUUCCACUUGAGAUUUUUGUUUACGUGAACAAUGUCUGAAAUUUGACGAGCUUGAUUAGUUUGUAAUAUGUGUUAAGAUGAUGAAUGAACAUAAAUGUUAAUUACUUAUUUGGUUAUUUUAGUUUCAAUACAAUGUAAACUUUCAAGAUAAAGAAAGCAAAAAUAAAAAUGUCCCAAGUGUUUUUGUAACGUGUUGUAGACCUGAUUUGUGACUGUUUUUGGUAUACAGGAAAGAAAAGGCCGAAUGCAUGUGAAAAUGUUUUAAGGUUGUUGUGUUGUGCAGUUUAACCAUUGUGUUAUUACAACAACCCAAAUGUGAGGUUCUUUCUUUACAAUGGAUCAACUAUGUAACUUUACUGCAGCUUGUAUUUAAAUAAAAGGUUUACAUUGCUGUCUUCAGGAUUUCCUCUAUAGUGAUAUUUCAUGUUAAUAGCUGUUCUGAUCUAAAAGAUGCUGCUGCCUUUGACCUGUAAAACUGAGAAGUGAUUUGUGAGAUAAUUAAAAUAAGUGAAAUGUU
Molecule: messenger RNA, 2005 nt
Organism: Trichomycterus rosablanca
Lineage: Eukaryota; Metazoa; Chordata; Actinopteri; Siluriformes; Trichomycteridae
Product: stonustoxin subunit beta-like
Exons: 1
Molecular function (GO): protein binding
Source: RefSeq, a predicted model, not a curated record